Messenger RNA from Dovyalis caffra, 531 nucleotides. Lineage: Eukaryota; Viridiplantae; Streptophyta; Magnoliopsida; Malpighiales; Salicaceae. The record is from the annotation of a GenBank genome assembly.
AUGGCAAUUUCUCAUAUAGGUCUCACUCUUUUCUCUCUAAUUUUCUUCUUUUGUCUCUCAAAACCCACUCUCUCACAAGACCCUUCUCCUACAGUCUUUGAAAUCUUGCCAAAAUUUGGCCUCCCAAGUGGGCUAUUACCUAACGUAGUUACAAGUUACAGUCUUUCUGAUGAUGGUAGCUUUACUGUCUAUUUAGAGAAGGAAUGUUAUGUUAAAUUUGAUUACUUGGUCUAUUAUGACAAGAAAAUAACUGGGAAGUUGACUUAUGGGUCUAUAUCAAAUUUAAAGGGGAUUGAGGUUCAAAAGCUCUUUCUUUGGCUUGAUGUUGAUGAGAUCAAGGUUGAUUUGCCACCGUCUGACUCGAUUUAUUUUCAAGUUGGGUGGAUUAAUAAGAAGCUUGAUGUCGAUCAGUUUAAUACUGUACAUUCUUGCCGUGCUGGUGUCUCAUCGGGGUCUUGUGGUGGAAAAUGGAAGCAGUUCCUUGAGCUCCCAGCUCCGAACAAUGACGUUGAGAUGCUACUCACUGAGUAG